Messenger RNA from Papaver somniferum (opium poppy), 530 nucleotides. RefSeq names its product zinc finger A20 and AN1 domain-containing stress-associated protein 1-like. The transcript has a single exon. Gene Ontology annotation, molecular function: zinc ion binding. The record is from RefSeq and is a predicted model, not a curated record. The coding region runs from base 39 to 464 and encodes 141 amino acids. Lineage: Eukaryota; Viridiplantae; Streptophyta; Magnoliopsida; Ranunculales; Papaveraceae.
GCGUAAACAGAUGAGGAUUUUUCGGAACAGCAGCGAAUAUGAACUUAUGUAGCAAGUGCUAUAGGGAUCAACUCAAGACAGAUGAACAAUCAGUUUUAGCCAAAGCGGCUUUCGAGAAAUCUGCAAACCCUAAGAAAGAUCUUACAGCCCAAGCAGAAUCAGUUGGCUCGAGUGAUUCUACUGUUGCAUACGAGACUACGGCUUCGCCAAGUUCAGCAUCGUCAGAUUCAGCAACAUCUAGUAGUAAUGGAAAAAGUGGUUCUGUAGCGAAGAAUAGAUGUUUUAGUUGUAACAAGAAACUGGGAUUGACAGCGAUCAAGUGCAAGUGUGGACCAGUAUUCUGCUCGGCUCACCGUUACCCGGAGAAGCAUUCAUGUGAGUUCAACAACAAGGGCGUUGGGAGAGAAUCACUUGCAAAAUUGAAUCCUCAAGUCAAGGCGGACAAGAUGAUUGACAGAUUUUAAUCCCAGAUAUUAUCUCUGGGGUAUCAUUUUGACAGAAUGAAUAUUGUAUUCGUCAAAUAAUUAUCA